Messenger RNA from Medicago truncatula (barrel medic), 1785 nucleotides. RefSeq lists its product as uncharacterized. Bases 137 to 1582 code for a protein of 481 amino acids. The record is from RefSeq and is a predicted model, not a curated record. NCBI's taxonomy places the organism in Eukaryota, Viridiplantae, Streptophyta, Magnoliopsida, Fabales, Fabaceae. The transcript has 6 exons.
UGCCAACAACUUCUUAUUCUGAGUGAGUGUGAGAGUGUACCCAUUUCUCUCUUCUCUCUCUCUCUCACAACAACAACUACAACCAGAAAAUCAAGAAGAAAAUUAGCGCGGAUUAAACGAGUGACGCCAUUUUGCAAUGUCUACUUCUGAAAAAUCCACAACAACAGGACAAUCAAACAGAAAAUCAGGGCUCAAACCGCAGUUUAAAAGAACGAAAAUGGACGCCGGAGAUUUGUGCAAAAAUAAGGAGUCUGGAAUUUUUCCUGAGCAUGGUGCCAUCUUCAUGUCCAAUAGAAGUACUUUGAAAGAAUGCUUUGAGAGGAGUUUGUUUGGGCUACCGGGUAGUUUUUCUGAUUUUGUUAAAAACGUCAAGGCAGGAAUGAUUUUGUUCCUUUUCGAAUUUGAAGAGAGGAAACUUCAUGGGGUUUUUGAAGCAAUAACAGAUGGUGGCAUGAAUAUUUCUCCUCAUGCAUAUGUUUCAUCUGGACAGCAGUUCCCUGCACAGGUUAAAUUCACCAGAAUCUUGCGCUGCGACCCUCUUUUCGAAAAUGAGUUUUGUGAUGCUAUUCGAGAUAAUUACUUUACCAAGUACAAAUUCAACUUUGGUUUGUCUGAAGAUCAGGUUCAAAGUCUGAUGUGGCUAUUCAAUUCAAGAAAACGUGAAGUUCCGCGCUCUCUUCAUCAGAAGAAAAGGAAAACAAGAAAGUGGGAUUUUCAGAUUAUUGAAGAUGUGCUAAAGAAAGGGAGGGUUACUAACCCUCUGAAAAGGAAGCUCAACGUGAACCAUGGAACUCCAGUAACUGCUGAGCAAGAGGUGGAAAAGCUUUUUCUGUCUCCCGAGUCUUUCGGAAAGGGUGAAAGCAUGCAUUUGGAUGUUGAUGCUUAUGAUCCUGAAAACCCCGGCUUCAAUCAAUCAGUGACAUCUGGGGCUAACUCUGCUGCUAGCUAUGAAUCGCAUGAGCUUCCUACAUUGCUAAAGAAGAAAGAAAACUUACAUAUUUUUGAGGAUGAUAAUGAAGAUUUUAUACCCUUGUGUUCAACUGACCAUUCUGACCUUGAAGACGGGGAGCUUGGUAAUUCUAGCGAGGGUUCAGAUGAGGAACAAAUAGAGUUAGAUAUGCUUAUUGGAAUUGAUGAUUCUUCUAUCCCUGUUCCACGGUUUCUGCUGAGUGAUAAAGAAUCUGACAAGUUAGGUGACUCUUCCUCUGCUGCAGUAAGUGACUUCCAGUCCAAAGAUGAAAGUGAUAAUUUGAAUUCCCUUCCUUCAAAGGGUAUGUAUUGUGAUGAACCCAAAGAAAAAACCAGCGUGUUUUCUCGCUUAAAUUUUUCUUCGAAGGGUGUUGCUUCGAAGAAUCAGAAUGAUGCCAAUGGAAAGGACUUGGUGAAUAACAUGUCAAGAGAAAAUAAGCAAUAUCAAUAUGAAAGCAUUAAAGAUGUCAGACAACAGAGCAAAAACGGUGCAAUGUAUAAAAGAGCUAGUGUGUUUCUGCGCUUGGCCGGUGCUUCAGAUGCUGUUUCUCCACAAGUCCCCUCUAGGACAGGACUAUAUGAAAGAACUGGCGGCUGGAAGAAGGUUUGGUAGAAAAGUAAAGUUUCAGAAUGUUGGCUUCAGUAUAUAAACAAGUGGCAGUUUUUCUAAAUUUGAGUUACUUUUUAGUUAAGAUUAGAAAUGAAUUUAGCUGGGUUAGGUUCUGUUAGGAACCUAUCAAUAGAAUAUAUUUUUACGUUGCUAUAACAGAUUUGAGUUCAACUCACGCUAUUAACGCACUCCAAAUUUUCAUGCCA